Molecule: messenger RNA, 2638 nt
Organism: Drosophila guanche
Lineage: Eukaryota; Metazoa; Arthropoda; Insecta; Diptera; Drosophilidae
Gene: spz
Product: protein spaetzle
Exons: 7
Coding region: 995-2239 (414 amino acids)
Biological process (GO): innate immune response; regulation of Toll signaling pathway; central nervous system formation
Cellular component (GO): extracellular region
Molecular function (GO): growth factor activity; Toll binding
Source: RefSeq, a predicted model, not a curated record
CUCAGUUGCUUCGCAGUCGCGCGCUCUCUUAGACGCUUUCGCUUCCUCCCGCUCGACCCGCUGCGCUCCGCUUGUGUGCAUCUGGCUAAUUAACUGAAUGUCAAAGACUCCCCAAGACGCGCGCGCGCCCACUGUGUGCGUUACAUUGUGAAACUCUUCAAUCCGAUACGGAUCGGAAAAGCCCAGAGGCAGAUGGUUCUCGUUCCAUAAAAGCGCAUGCCCGCUGCGAUAUUGGUUUCACUCUACGCCGGCUAAGGGACAGGCACAGGCGCAGGCACAUUGCCCAAGCCCAACAAAUUACACCUCUCUGUCUCUCUCACUAUCCGAUCGAAGAAAAUCAAAACCGAAGUCGAGCUUAUUUCGGAAUCGAAGCCGAAAACAGAAACGGUUCAGCAGAAACUAAAGUGAAAAGCAACAACGACUAAUUGAAGUGUGUCUGUCUUCCACCUUCCACUCUCCCUCCAUAUCGCGCUCUCUUCGCUUCGCAAGCGUGCGAAAGGAAACAAACAAAACGGAAUAAAAAGCACAUCGGAAAGAGCCCAACGCUCAAAAAUAUUUAUAAAUAUAUUAACCAAACGACAACUACGGCAGCAGCAGCAGCAGCAACAACAACUAAAACAUCGUCAUCAUCAUCAUCAUCAUCAUCAUUAUAAUCAACAAUACUACCUACCACUACCAACAAGAGCCCGGCAUUAAUAUUUAGUCGUGCCAGUUUAUUUAUUUUAUAUACGGGCGUAUACGGCAAGCUCAUAAAAACUGCGCGGAAAAAAAAUAACAAAAACAAAAACAAAAACAAAGUUGAAGCAAUAAGAAAAUCGGAAUAAGCCCCAGACAGACCAAGCGAUCAUCGCCGCAACUAAACACACUCGUACCUGUAUAUCAAAGCCCGACACAGACGGCUAACCCCACAGAGCCGUCCACAGAAUCCCCUAUACCCAUAUAGGAGUACGAGUACACAGAACAGAAGAGCACAGAACCCAACAAAUCGGACAAGAUGCCGCCCAUGUGGUACCAGCUGAUCAAAAUUUUGGUGCUCCUCUUCGCCCUCUUUACCACGAUAGUUUGUAUCAAUAGCGAAAUAUCAAAACGACGCGAAGCUGAGGCAGCGGCAGCGACUGCGGCUGCGACCCUGGCAGCUGUCGAAGCUGCGGCGGGCCGGCCCAAACUCAAUCCCAGCACAGACAUGUCCGACUUUAUGUCCGACAACCUGCUGCACAUUCUGCGGAGCAAGGCCAAGGAGCAUCAGGGCAAGGAGCAUCAAGAAGCAGCGGACAGAGUGGAUCAUCCGGAGUUGCAGCCGGCGGAGUUGCCCGCCAAGGAUCUCAAUCAAACCAUUAAUGAUAUUUUCAAAGUGUACGACGCUCCAGGUGUACAUAUUUUUAAUACAACGACAACGGACUAUGCACCCCUCAUGCCCAUACACACCAUGAUCGACCAGUCCCAGCCCCAGCCCCAGCAACAGACACAGCCACAGCCACAGGCAACGCCCAGCCAUUACCAUCAAUAUCACAGCCUGAGCCAACAAGAUCAAUACUUCAAAGUGCAGCGCUCCCCGGAUGGCAAGCUGAAUCUGGUCUUUAACGAUACGUUCGUCUCUUUGCAGGGCACAAAUCCGGCAACGGUUACGAUGCCAGACCAACAGGGGGAAGCCCAAAGGACGCGACAGCCGCCAGAGAAUCCUAUUGUCUUUCCCGAUUCAGCAGUCAUGCACCAGAUGAGGACGCCCGAGCCGCCACUGAUCAAGCGGGAUAUACCGCAGUGCGUCGAGGAUCAGGACAAUCACAAGUCCAAGUCAUUCUGCACCGAAGUGCAGAACUAUCCGGAUCUGUCGCGCAUCAAGGGAAAGCUCUCGCAGAAUUUCUCCAAUUUCUUCAGUGAUCCCGAGCCCGUGCCCAUGGACAUCAGUUCGCGACUGGGACCCAACGAUGAGGUAUUUCUGUGCCGUAGCCACCGGAGGUACUUGUACCCCAAGUCGGGCCUGAAAUCGGACAACACCUGGCAGUUUAUAGUCAACAACGAAGAGUUCAAGCAGGGCAUACUCAUUGAGGAGUGCGAAAACGAGGACAUGCCCUGUGACUACUCCUCGAGCUUCCCGCAGCGUUACAAGCCCAUCUGCAAGCAGCACUACGUGAUGCGAAUGCUGGCCAGUAUUCGCAACACGAGCGGCGAGGAGCUGGACGUGGCCCAGGAGUCCUUCAAGAUACCCUCCUGCUGCAAGUGUGUGCUCAAAGUUCUCUAAACGAGACCAUUCGAGGCGCUCGAUGCUGCUCGUAGCUGCGAUAAUGUGAUUUUGAGCACAAAAGUUUCACCCACCACAGAAUGGCAGGCCAAACUGUCCCAGGGGUCGUUGUUGUUUUAUAAUUUGUAUUUGAAUGCACAAAAAAAGAAACAAAAACCAGCUGAUCCAACUGGCAGAUAGUCCGAUCUAAGUUAAGGCAUUUGUAAUUUCGUUUCUCAUCGAGUCAGUGUAAACAUAUUCGUGUCAUAUUUUGCUCCUGUGCCUGGUUUCCUCCUCUGUGCCAGUGUCUAAGCUAAGCUAAGCUGCAUGCAAUUGCAUUAUAGUUCUAGAGUACGAAAAAAUCGUUUCAAAAAUGUAUGUUAACAACAACAGAAAAUGUAUAAUAAAUGUAUGCAAGUA